UGUAAUAAGCCAAAAAGAGGGUGUUGCCUCUCACCUCCAUCAUUCAUUCGACCCAAGGCAUCCAAGAGGAGUAAAAGAGAUCUGCAACUCCAUUCUUUCACAGCUAAUUUCGAGCUCAAGUCCAAGGCAUCCAAAGAGGGAGUUUAAAGAAGGGAAAAAGGGAAGAAAAGGUGUGGGGAUUAAGGCACUUGUAAAGGGUGAUUUAAGAACUUUCACGAAGUUGAAAGAGUCGCCGGAGUUGUCACCGGAGUUCAUCAAAGUUCGCCGGAGUUCCAUCGGAGUUCAACCGGGAAGGGUAGAACUUCACAACGCUCAUUCGAGGUUGAAGCUCAAGUUGCUAUUCUCACCUUGCUCGGUGAAGUGAUCCAAAGGGAGACGUGAAAUGGAGGGUAGACGCAUGCAGACCAGAAACAAUCCGGGAGGGCAAGCACCGAUAGCUUCUGUUGAAGCUAGCCGGGCUGCAUCUCGAAGCUCUAGAGGUGGAAGAGGAGGUCGUGGAGGCCGUGGAGGUCGUGGGGGCCACCGAGCCCAAACAGUGAGUGAUGGCCACGUGAGUUCGGUGUACGAGACUAACACCGAGGACUACGACUCUACUUAUGUUCCCGAAACGGAGCAUGAGGAGACCCCAUAUGAUGGGGGCGAUUUCCACACCGAUGAUGAAAAUGAUGAUGAGAGUGAUGCCCGGUUUGCCCAAAUGGGGGAACUUCUAGCGUGGUAUCAAAAGGAGAAACAGAGGAGAGACAUGAGACGCCAAGCGAGGCGUGCUUCUCAAGGUGUUUCGGCCCAAGGAAGCCGGGGAGCUUCAAGGGCCACACCGGUGGUGCCACAAGGUGGGCAUGAAGGAGGUUUUGUGGUGAGAAUCUCCAAAUACCUCAAGGAGGCUAGGGCCUUGGGGUGUAGGUCCUUUGACGGCACCGGCGACAUUACCGUUGCCGCCGAUUGGAUCAAGAAGGUGAAGGAUGCAUCGAGAGACAUGCAAAUUUCACCGGACGUGAAGCUAACCAUCGCUUCACGGUUGCUUGAGGGGAUGGCUUCUACAUGGUGGGAAGGUGUGGAAGGGAAAUACCGCGGGGACAUCUCAUGGGAGAAUUUUGAGCGGGAAUUUUAUGCCCAAUACUACUCCGAUUUCGAGGUUAAUGUGAAAAGGAGGGAGUAUACCAACCUCAAGCCCAAGGAGGGUUGCACCGUUAAACAACUAGAGCAAGAGUUUAGAACCUUGGCUAGGUUCUUACCGGAGUAUGCGAUUGAUGAGGACCGCAUGACUGAGCACUUCUGGGAUGCUUUACUCUUAGACAUCCGAGAUCGUGCUACGUACUCACGCCUCAUGACUUUUAGUGAGGUGGUAGAACAAGGCAUGCUGGGGGAGGCCCAGUGGAAUGAAAGGAAAGCAAGAGAUGCCGAAGAGGCAAAGAAGAGGAAGUGGAAUAGUUCGGGGCCGCCCGAUCAUUCCCGAAGGAACAACCACGGUGGUGGUGGUGGUGGCUCAUUCAAGGCACCGGCUCCACCGGCAAAGAAGAAUAGGGACGCGAGGUGGCACGGACCUAGGCCACAAAACCCGGGGGCACCUAGAUGUCCCAAUUGCUCAAAACAGCACUUUGGGAAGUGCAAUGAACCACCGAGAUGUUUUAAAUGCGGGAAUGCGGGCCAUAUGAAGGCCAAUUGCCCUCAAUUGAUGCAAGAGAGCGCAUCGGGAGCCGGGGGAGGGGCCAUGACGGGAAGGAACCGUGCGGGACCGUCGCACGGUGGCACGGGAAGAGGCGGCGCGUCAACAAGCAAUGCCGCGUCCGUUAACCAAGGCGGGGCCCAAGCGAGGGUCUACGCGAUGACCGAGGCCGAUGCCCGGGCUAACCCCGACUCCGUUGCAGGAACCUUAAAGAUCAAUGGUAGAAACGCAAGAAUUCUCAUUGAUACCGGGGCACAACGUUCAUUCGUGAGUGAAGCGUUUGCCGAAAGUUUAGGCGUACCGUUGAUAGCAAUGACCCAACCCUUGUUGGUCUCUACACCGUUGGGAGACGAUGUGGAGAGGAAACACUAUUAUCCAUCGUGUGAGGUAGAAGUAACGGGUCAACCCUUGACUUGUGACUUUGUACCUCUAAGUAUGUUGGAAUUCGAUGCAAUCCUGGGGAUGGAUUGGCUCGAGAAGUAUCAUGCUCGGGUAGAUUGCUACGCCAAGGUGUUAGAGCUCGAAGAUGCUGAUGGAAACGCUCUACGUUUCGAGGGAGAUCGGGGAGGAUCUCAUAGCUGUAUCAUAUCCGUGAUGAGGGCACAGAAGAUGAUGAAGAAGGGAUGCCACGCAUACCUUGCUUACGUGGUGGACGAAACAAAGAAGGAGGCUGACAUCAAUGAUGUAUGUGUCGUGUGCAAGUAUCCGGAUGUCUUUCCCAAAGACUUGCCGGGACUUCCACCCGAUAGAGAGAUCGAGUUUGUGAUCGAAGUAGAGCCGGGAACAAAACCAAUUUCGAUUCCUCCUUAUCGAAUGGCACCGGCAGAGCUUCAAGAAUUGAAGGUCCAAUUGCAAGAGCUAUUGGACAACGGCUUCAUUAGACCUAGUCAUUCACCGUGGGGAGCACCGGUACUCUUCGUGAAGAAGAAGGAUGGUACAUUGAGAAUGUGCAUAGACUACCGACAGUUGAACAAGGUCACAAUCAAGAAUAGGUAUCCUUUACCGAGGAUUGAUGACUUGUUCGAUCAACUUCGGGGGGCUAUGGUGUUCUCAAAGAUUGAUUUGAGGUCGGGUUAUCAUCAGUUGAAGAUCAAGGAGAGUGACAUACCCAAGAGUGCAUUCCGCACUAGAUAUGGUCACUAUGAGUUCCUUGUGAUGUCAUUUGGGUUAACCAAUGCACCAGCAGCAUUCAUGGACUUGAUGAACCGAGUGUUUAGUGAAUACUUAGAUCAAUUCGUGAUAGUAUUCAUUGAUGACAUCUUGAUAUACUCCCAGAACGAGGAGGAGCAUGGAUACCACUUGAGACUUGUACUUGAACGACUUAGAGAAAAACAACUCUUUGCCAAGUUCUCCAAAUGUGAAUUUUGGCUUAAAGAGAUUGGCUUUCUCGGGCAUGUCAUAUCCGGUUCGGGCGUUGCUGUGGAUAACGCCAAGAUAAAAGCCAUCAUUGAUUGGGAGAGACCCAAAAAUGUGAAAGAAAUACGUAGUUUCCUUGGCCUAGCGGGAUACUAUCGUAAGUUCGUAGAGAAAUUUUCCGUGUUGGCAUCUCCAUUGACGAAGCUCACAAAGAAGGGGGCUAAGUUUAUAUGGGAUGACAAAUGUGAGAAAGGGUUUCUUGAACUGAAGAAACGACUCACCGAGGCACCAGUUCUUACUCUACCCAAGCAGGGGAUAGGGUACGAUAUCUAUAGCGAUGCUAGCAUCCAAGGACUUGGGUGUGUGUUGAUGCAAAGGGGUAAGGUGAUUGCCUACGCUUCAAGGCAAUUGAGGAAACAUGAAGUGAACUACCCUACUCACGAUCUAGAGUUGGGGGCGGUGGUGUUUGCACUGAAAAUUUGGAGGCAUUAUCUCUACGGGGAGACAUGUCACAUUUAUACCGAUCAUAAGAGCUUGAAAUAUGUAUUCACUCAGAAAGAGUUGAAUAUGAGACAGAGGAGAUGGAUGGAGUUGAUCAAGGACUACGACUUGAUCAUCGAGUACCAUCCCGGAAAGGCCAAUGUAGUGGCCGAUGCACUGAGCAGGAAGAGUACGUCAGGGACGUUACUCACAUGUCUACAGGCAUUGAGGGCACGCGUAGAGGUGUCCGCGUGUGGGACCCUCAUUGCUAGAUUCGAGGUUAGGCCUACGUUGCUGAGUGAGAUCAGUAGAUGUCAGGCCGUUGAUGAGGAAUGUCAGAAGAUCCGUGAACGGAUCCUUGAGGGACCCGUUGAGAACUUUCGUAUACGUGAUGAUGGCCUGUUGUUAUUUAAGGAUCGUGUUUGCAUACCAAAGGAUGAAGAGCUCCAAAGGUCCAUACUAGAGGAGGCUCAUUCUUCGGCCUAUGCCAUGCAUCCAGGGGGUACUAAGAUGUACCGGGACUUGAAAGAAAGUUAUUGGUGGUCAGGUAUGAAGAGGGACAUCGCAGAAUACGUGAGCCGAUGCCUUACUUGCCAACAAGUUAAGGCGGAGCAUCAGCACCCAGCGGGGCUUUUGCAACCACUUACCAUUCCAGAAUGGAAGUGGGAGCAUGUGACCAUGGACUUCGUGGUAGGGCUACCCCGGACAGUGAACAACUACGACGCAGUUUGGGUAGUGGUUGAUAGGCUCACCAAGAGCGCACACUUCUUACCUAUCAACAUUACUUACCCUCUUGAAAGGUUGGCCAAGUUAUACGUGGAAGAGGUUGUGAGAUUGCAUGGAGUCCCGAUAUCCAUUGUCUCGGAUAGGGAUCCACGAUUCACAUCCAGGUUUUGGCCAAAGUUUCAAGCAUCAUUGGGUACUAAACUGAAGUUUAGCACAGCCUUUCACCCACAGACAGAUGGACAAUCUGAGCGGGUGAUACAGAUUUUGGAAGACAUGCUUAGGGCAUGUGCCUUGGAGUUCCAAGGGAGUUGGGACAAACACCUGGCUUUAGUGGAGUUUGCCUAUAACAACAGUUAUCAGGCGAGUAUUGGCAUGCCUCCGUACGAGGCACUGUACGGGAGGAAGUGUAGGACACCAUUGUGUUGGGACGAGGUUGGUGAGGCCAAGCUCGAGGGAAUAGAACUUGUUGAGAUCACCAAGGCUAAGGUAAAAAUCAUUCGUGACAGACUUAAGGCUGCCCAAGAUCGGCAGAAGAGCUAUGCAGACAAACGGCGAAGGCCGUUAGAGUUUGAGGUCGGGGAUGAAGUUUUUCUAAGAAUUUCUCCUUGGAAAGGUAUCAUCCGAUUCGUAUCAAGGGGUAAGCUUAACCCCCGAUACAUUGGUCCGUUUGAAAUCCUGGAGAGGAUUGGGGUCGUAGCGUAUCGUCUCAAGUUGACACCGGAACUUGAGAAGAUUCAUGAUGUGUUUCAUGUAUCGAUGCUCAAGAAGUAUGUGCGGGACCCGUCGCAUAUUCUUGAGAAGCCACCGGUGGAGAUCCAAGAGGACUUGCAAUACGCAGUAGAACCGGUAAAGAUAGUGGGCCAUCAGGUAAAGAAGCUUAGGAACAAGGAGAUUCCUAUGGUGAAGGUGCUUUGGAGGAGUGAUCGAGUCGAAGAAGAAACCUGGGAGACCGAGGUCUCAAUGAGGGAGCAAUACCCGUUUCUUUUCGAUUAGACACGUUGAUUUCGGGGACGAAAUCCCAAAUAAGGGGGGGUGAACUUGUAACACCGUCCCCAAAUAUAUUUACCUUUAUGUAAAUUAUGUAUUGAACAUGGCGUGUCUAGUAAUGAAUUUACGAGUUUGUAAAUUUUUGUUAUUUCUUUUGCGUGAAGAGUAAAUUCCACGCGGGGCCCACACUCGGAGCGGGGGUAACCCGAUAACACGAGACCACAUGUUAUAUUCAUCUUGGUCUAGAUAAUAGUUACAUGGAGGUGGAAAUUCAUAAUGGGUCAUAAGAAAGGCAUUGGGUUGACCGGUUUGUCAAACAGGGCCCAAUUACCAGUACCGACAAUUUCUUCAGAUAACAGUCCGAAAUGAAUUUCGGAGACUUUAAAAUUAAAGUUGGGGAAUGUACAUUCAUUCUUAAGAUCCAUAAUUUCUAUGGGCAUGUAAUAUAUUUUAUUUGACCCGAUAAAAUAAAAUAUACUUAAAACAGUCCGAAAGAUACAACUUUCGGGGCCGAUUGUACAGUUCUGGACAUAUUGGGAUGACCUCCCACACAAGUGGGGGCCACCCCACGAAUUUGUGUGGGCUAUGAUAGGGGAGAGGACGGAUGAAUGGGAUGGGAGGGUGUAGGCAAUGUUGACUUGAAGAGAAUGGCAUCAAAAGGACAUUGGAAGGGUCCAUGCCAUGCUAUCAUUGUGUAAUAAGCCAAAAAGAGGGUGUUGCCUCUCACCUCCAUCAUUCAUUCGACCCAAGGCAUCCAAGAGGAGUAAAAGAGAUCUGCAACUCCAUUCUUUCACAGCUAAUUUCGAGCUCAAGUCCAAGGCAUCCAAAGAGGGAGUUUAAAGAAGGGAAAAGGGGAAGAAAAGGUGUGGGGAUUAAGGCACUUGUAAAGGGUGAUUUAAGAACUUUCACGAAGUUGAAAGAGUCGCCGGAGUUGUCACCGGAGUUCAUCAAAGUUCGCCGGAGUUCCAUCGGAGUUCAACCGGGAAGGGUAGAACUUCACAACGCUCAUUCGAGGUUGAAGCUCAAGUUGCUAUUCUCACCUUGCUCGGUGAAGUGAUCCAAAGGGAGACGUGGUUCGUGCUUCCUUUAAUGUUUUAAACUACAAACUUGCUCAUGGAUAUUUUUGUAAUAAAUACAUUUGUUUUGGGCCUGCGUGCCUACGUUUUGGCCAUGUGUGGCCCAUGAUUGAAUAUUGAAUAUUUCCGCUAUUCGUUCAAUCGUAUUGUGUGAUGUUGUUAUGUA
Molecule: messenger RNA, 6454 nt
Organism: Cuscuta epithymum
Lineage: Eukaryota; Viridiplantae; Streptophyta; Magnoliopsida; Solanales; Convolvulaceae
Source: the annotation of a GenBank genome assembly